AUGCCCGACUCUGGAAGCGACAGCCCCGAAGCUGGACCAAAGGGAGGCUUUCCAACUCCAGUGAGGCGAUUCACAUCAGAUAUCGACACACGAUGGGGUGAUCUCCUACUUCUCGUCUGCUUCUUUAUAGCUGGUCUCGUUGACAGCGCUGCCUUCAACAUGUAUGGCUGUUUCGUCAGGAACACAAUCUUUGUUGGCCUGGGUGUCAGCCAUCAACCUGAAAACCUCCCUGGAAAAGCUUGGUCACGCUGUUUGGUCGCCAUCGUCUGUUUCGGUGUAGGAGCUCUCUUUUUCUCCACCGUCCAUCGCCACUUCGGUCCUCAAAAGCGCUGGGUUCUCAUGCUAUCAUUCUUCAUCCAAGCUAUGCUCACGGGUCUGGUCGCUCUCCUCGCUACUACAGGCGCCGUGUGGAACAACCCCCACGGUCGAAGCACCACCCACGAAGGUGACUGGAUCAUCGAAAGGGUGCAAAACUCCUUCCCAGCAUCCGACUACGCCGCUAUCGCCAUCCUCGCAUUCCAGAGUGCUGGCCAAAUUGUUGCCAGUCGAGCCCUCAAGUACAACUCUAUGCCCACGGUUGUAUUGACAAGUUUGUACUGCGAUAUGAUGAGCGACGCAAAACUUUUUACUGCGCCCAUCACCGACAAUGCUGAUCGUAACCGAAGGGCUGUUGGAGCCGUUCUUCUCUUCCUCGGUGCUGUUUGUGGUGGUUUCUUGUCCAAGUCUUGGGUCGGUUUUGCUGGUGCUCUUUGGAUUGCCGCGUUUCUCAAGUUGUGCAUUACUUUCGCUUGGGUACUUUGGAAGGCCAAGCCUGCCAACAAGUAA
Molecule: messenger RNA, 825 nt
Organism: Fusarium graminearum PH-1
Lineage: Eukaryota; Fungi; Ascomycota; Sordariomycetes; Hypocreales; Nectriaceae
Exons: 2
Coding region: 1-825 (274 amino acids)
Source: RefSeq, a predicted model, not a curated record